Molecule: messenger RNA, 450 nt
Organism: Haemonchus placei
Lineage: Eukaryota; Metazoa; Nematoda; Chromadorea; Rhabditida; Trichostrongylidae
Source: the annotation of a GenBank genome assembly
AUGCUUGUUCUGGAUGCCGAUACAGGCGUGGUCAAUCCCAAUCAUUGUAUAGAAGAAUGGAUAGAUGACCGUGUGGACGUCAUUCUCUAUGAAAGGUUUUUCAAUAGUGAGAUUUCUGCUGCAAGUUUUAUGGUUCGCAAUUCUGAGUUUGCAAGAGAUUUUCUCAUGAAAUGGGCAGAUCGAGAGUUCACAUUACACAAGCGUUGGAACGGGCUGGACAAUGGAGUACUUCAUCUCCACCUCUUGGAUACGCUCAUUCCUGACGCCAUACAGGAGAGAAAGAAUUGUCAUGAUGUAUGGCUUAAUGCGACCUCGUAUGAGACCUAUCUGGCCGUUGUAUCUUGCGUUAGACAGGCACUUGGAGCCACACGUUUAUGGCCAGGGAAAUUACGUUUUUAUAGAAAAGCCCAUGGAUGGGUUCGUGAUGGCAUGCUCACCUCAAACAAGUAA